AUGCAUCGUAUUACUUCCCACUGCUCCGGCGGCAGUGAAUCGAGUCUCUCGCUUUAUCGCGGCUUCUGUGGUUGUGGAUGUGUCCCCUCUUUGAUGUUUUGGACGCUUCGGUGGUAUGACUUCAUCGGUUUCUUCCUGCCCCAUGGCAGCUGGCUUUGGAGGUGGGGUGCUCUCCCCUCUCUCGCUGGAGGAGGCUCCAUUUGGUUCUGCCCGGUUCUUGCAUUGCUUUGGUCGGUUCAUCAGGGUGCUUCUGCCUCACAAGAGCAUCCAUUGCUCCAGCAUUACCGAUCAUACAAACGCCCCAGGUCCGACAAGGAUGAUACCGCGCCCCAGCAAGAACCGGCCGGGCCCUGGCAUUUGUACAAUGGCGUGAGCCGGGCCCUGCAAAGUCCCUCAAGAGGCGAACUUCGCUUGCGCUUGGACUCUCCUGAGAAUACGGGAUGCACUGGACGCUUGCACCGCGAUGGGGUGUGGCCGGCGUCAGCAGGUGACCUGCGACCCAUAACUGCGCGACUUCUCUCAACUUCUUCACCUUACAUUUAUUUCUUGCGCACAUUUUCCCUCACAGUAGCCGCAUGUGCAAUGGCCUCCAUUCUUUCAUCUCGUAUUGAUUUUUUUUAUUGUGUGUGUGCUUCCUCGUGCCUGUUGAGGAACACACGCGAAGGCGAAGAGCGGAGAUAA
Molecule: messenger RNA, 681 nt
Organism: Trypanosoma grayi
Lineage: Eukaryota; Euglenozoa; Kinetoplastea; Trypanosomatida; Trypanosomatidae
Exons: 1
Coding region: 1-681 (226 amino acids)
Source: RefSeq, a predicted model, not a curated record